Messenger RNA from Catharus ustulatus (Swainson's thrush), 1874 nucleotides. RefSeq names its product motile sperm domain containing 1 (gene MOSPD1). Gene Ontology annotation, cellular component: cytoplasm. The transcript is spliced from 6 exons. NCBI's taxonomy places the organism in Eukaryota, Metazoa, Chordata, Aves, Passeriformes, Turdidae. The record is from RefSeq and is a predicted model, not a curated record. Bases 193 to 843 code for a protein of 216 amino acids.
GCCGGUCGGUCCCAGCAGCCCCAGCGCUGCCCGCAGUGACGGGCGGACAAAGGGGCGCCGCGCCAGCCCGCACCAGCGGCCCCGGGCGGAAUUGCCAAAAUGCUUUGGAAUUCUUAAACGAUUCAAAAACUGAAGUCUCUGAGGAUACAAAAUCAUAAGAACACAAGAAGCAGCAAGGAGGAUUCAGUGCCAAUGCAGCAACAAAAAAGACAGCCAGAGUUAGUGGAAGGAAAUCUUCCUGUUUUUGUUUUUCCUACAGAACUUAUAUUUUAUGCAGAUGACCAGUCAACACACAAGCAGGUGUUGACUCUAUAUAACCCCUAUGAGUUUGCCUUAAAAUUCAAAGUUCUUUGUACGACUCCAAAUAAAUAUGCAGUGGUGGAUGCUACUGGUGCAGUGAAGCCUCAGUGCUGUGUUGAUAUUGUGAUUCGUCACAGAGACGUUCGGGCUUCGUACUAUGGUGUCAUAGAUAAAUUCCGUCUGCAAGUGUCUGAGCAGAGCCAGAGGAAAGCAUUAGGGAAAAAGGAGAUUAUUGCUACUCUGCUUCCAUCUGCAAAGGAACAACAACAACAAAAGGAAGAGGAGGAAAAACGAAUAAAAGAACACCUGGCUGAAAGUGUCUUUUUUGAGCAGACUUUGUGUCAACCAGAAAACAGAACUGCCUCGUCGGGACCUAGUUUACUCACAGUCUUCCUUGGAGUGGUGUGUGUCGCAGCACUAAUGCUACCUACAUUGGGGGAAAUGGAAUCCCUGGUGCCUCUCUACCUCCACUUAAGUGUGAAUCAAAAAUUAGUAGCUGCUUAUGUUUUAGGUCUCAUCACCAUGGUUAUUUUGAGAACAUGAGCAAUGAGUUCAUAGGAUGUCAAACACCUUACUGUAUAUUCACAUCAUGAAUGUGGACUGCCUUUUACUCCCAUUUGGCUCAUUAAGAUGCUAGCAAAACUGUUCAGUGAUUUAAGAUACCUUCAGAAGUGUAAUAUAUUUUAACUGUGUAUAAUAAAUGAAAGACUCAAAGCACUUUGCGGUGCUUCUGUAACAGACAGCUAUGAAAUGUUCAGUGAUACCUGUGAAAAUAAUUUGAAAAAAACUUUUAUAUCUAUGCCUACUGUAAAAAAUCCUUAUUAAAACAACAUUUGUUAUUUUUAGUCUAUGUUCACAUCAGUGCGUGAUCACUAUAAAAGCAAACUGUCCUCUGUAAAAAACACUCAUUUGGUUUGUGGUUGUACCUGCCGAGGCUGGCACAUAACACUUCUGUAUAUACAUACCAGAGGGGUGAGAGUCGUGACUGAUCAUUGAAGAAAAUGAAAAAUUCCAUCAGUGGAACUAUGAAAUAAACCAUGAAUUUUAGGUGAAGAAGUAAUUCUCAAAUUUCUUACUUCAUCGUUACAAAUGUAUCAUUGAGUGCUCAUUUUUCGUACCUGGGGAAAUAAUUUCUUGCAACAGCCAUUUUGUACCACAAUUACUAGACAAUAAAAACAAGUUUCUGUAAUCAGAUCCCUUCAUUUCUUAGGGAUGCAUGAAAGUGGCAUUAACAGAAUCUGAGCUCGUAUUAAUACAAAAUUCACCAUUUUUUUCUAUUUUAGAGACCAAACUAAGUGAAAUAGCAAAGGCAUUUCUCUACAUCCCUCCUCCCACAGCUACCACAGAGACUUCUAUCAGAAACUCCUGCUUAAAUGCCAGUUUCAUAUUUGAGGUGAACAUUAAUCUUGUUUCAUACAACAAGUAUUUCCCUUCAUUUGACAUUUCAUUGUCGAGAUGUUAAUUCUAAAAGGGCAGCUAUUACUGCAUUGGAUUCAUACAGACAAAUCUUUGUUUGUAAGAAGUCUAUAGAGUAUGCUCUGAUAUGAAUAAUAAAGUUUGGAAAUCAAACCUUC